GCGAGUAAGAUGGAAGAUGAGGAGGUUGCUGAGAGCUGGGACGAGGUGGCAGACAGCGGGGAAAUAGAUAGACGGUUGGAAAAAAGACUGAAGAUCACACAAAAGGAGAGGAAAUCCAAAUCUCCUCCCAAAGUGCCCAUUGUGAUUCAGGAAGACAGCCUUCCCACGGGGCCCCCUCCACAGAUCCGCAUCCUCAAGAGGCCCACCAGCAACGGCGUGGUCAGCAGCCCCAGCUCCACCAGCAGGCCAGCCCUUCCAGUCAAGUCCCUGGCACAGCGGGAGGCAGAGUACGCCGAGGCCCGGAAGCGGAUCCUGGGCAGUGCCAGCCCUGAGGAGGAGCAGGAGAAACCCAUCCUCGACAGGCCAACCAGGAUCUCCCAACCCGAAGACAGCAGGCAGCCCAAUAAUGUGAUCAGACAGCCCCUGGCUCCUGAUGGGUCACAAGGCUUCAAACAGCACAGAUAAAUGUGGACAAGAAAGGAUGCUGCUGCUGCCACCGUCACUGCCUUCUGGGUCGUCCGCCACGGGUCGCACUGCCGUGGCAGACAGCUGGACUUGAGCAGAGGAACGACCUAACUUACCUGCACUGUG
Molecule: messenger RNA, 591 nt
Organism: Choloepus didactylus (southern two-toed sloth)
Lineage: Eukaryota; Metazoa; Chordata; Mammalia; Pilosa; Megalonychidae
Product: SUZ domain-containing protein 1-like
Exons: 1
Coding region: 10-465 (151 amino acids)
Source: RefSeq, a predicted model, not a curated record